Rhagoletis pomonella (apple maggot) is the source of this 842-nucleotide messenger RNA. RefSeq lists its product as uncharacterized. The record is from RefSeq and is a predicted model, not a curated record. The coding region runs from base 548 to 802 and encodes 84 amino acids. The transcript is spliced from 2 exons. Lineage: Eukaryota; Metazoa; Arthropoda; Insecta; Diptera; Tephritidae.
AUUAAUUCGUUUUGCUAUAAGUUGGUGCAAGAACGAAAUGUAGUGCAAAAAACCUAUCAAAAGAGUUACACGAAGCGAGCGAUUUAGAAAAAUCAAAGAGUGUGUAUGUACAUGCACGCAGACUUAUUCAUUCUCAUACGAGUACUUACACAUUUCCAUAUACAUAGAUGCGCACUAGACGGUCUAGCAUCCGUACAUAGUACCUCAGUUGCUAUUAAGACUUGGCCGAAGCAUUCAAACUCUUGUCUAUGGAACUUGGUUGGUAGAGCUGCUUUACUUGAUUCGGAUCCGCUUUAAUAACAUUCAAUGUGGAAAAUUCGAGCAGUAACGUUGCGUCUUCUACUUUCUUAGGCUGCUUUAAUUAUCAUACAUACAUACAUAUAUGCACAUUCACCAACACAUAAGAAGCGAAGCGAUUGUGUUUUAAAAAGUGAUUAUUAACUAUUUGAUCAAGUCUUCAUAGAUUAUCUUGUGAAAACGUCAAAUUUACAUUUGCAUACUUAAUUACUUCUCUACAAUCAGUGCUAGAAAGGGCAUUUUUGGUAGGAUGACAACCAGCUUCACGUCAUAUCGCCGUAGCAAAGUAAAAAGUAAAUCGAACAACGAUAUUUCUUCUGUAGUAGCCGAGGUGAACGGUGUUAGUGGUGAGCUACAUAACUCAUCACAACAUGUCUCUAACGAUGAUCUCUCAGAUUUAGCCGAAAUGAUGGAUAUAAACAUUAAUAAAGAGGAACAAGUAUCGGCUGAGGAUGUAGCUGUUGUACGAAAAGAGCACAACAACCGACGUAGUAUUGUAAGGUAAGCCACAGGUAUCAAAAAAUAUGUUUAAAAUUUAAGAUCCU